Molecule: messenger RNA, 1755 nt
Organism: Amblyraja radiata (thorny skate)
Lineage: Eukaryota; Metazoa; Chordata; Chondrichthyes; Rajiformes; Rajidae
Product: neutral alpha-glucosidase AB-like
Exons: 13
Coding region: 277-1740 (487 amino acids)
Biological process (GO): carbohydrate metabolic process; N-glycan processing
Cellular component (GO): glucosidase II complex
Molecular function (GO): glucan 1,3-alpha-glucosidase activity; carbohydrate binding
Source: RefSeq, a predicted model, not a curated record
AACCUUACAACUGGUUUCCCUUUCAGCCUCCGGCAGAUUCUCGUGACCUGGGUGACCCUCUACGUUGCUCUGACCGAAGCUGUGGACAAAAGCAACUUUAAAACAUGCGAACUGAGUUCCUUCUGCAAGAGACAAAGGAACGUUAAACCAGAGCAUUCCCCCUACCGAGCGCUGCUGAACUCCUUGGAGGUGACUGAGAAAAGCAUCAAGUUGCAGCUAAUUAACGAAGCCAACAAGGUUCCUCUACUGCUUGAAGUGUAUGGUCUGCAAGGCAACAUGACCAGGAUAAAAAUUAACGAGCUGAUUCCAUUGAAACCCAGAUUUGAAGUCCCCGACGUAUUAAUACAAGAUCCACCGACUGUGCCCCUGACGGUGAUCGGGAAGGACGAGAGCAGCCUGGAGCUGGGCCUGGGCCGCGACCUGUACAAGCUGAUCGUCACCGCCAAACCGUUCCGCAUGGACAUCACUACGGGCAACGAGCUGCUGCUCAGCAUCAACCCGCGAGGACUCAUGGUGUUCGAGCACUUGCGCAAGAGGAAGGACUCCUACACAGAAAAAAUUAGUAGCACAGUCGGUAGCAUGUGGAAUAAAAUCAAGAACGUGUUCAAUAGUGAGAAGAAGGACGAGAGUGCGGAAAGCGAGGAGGUGAAGACGGAGCAGGAGCCCGGAGAUGGAGAUGGAGGAGCGGACUCGCUGGAGAAGCCGGAAGACACGGACGGACAGAAGGAGAGCGAGGAGGUGGAGGACGAGGCUGGAAUGUGGGAUGAGACCUUUAAAUCUCACGCAGACUCCAAACCCUACGGUCCAUCGUCGGUUGGCCUGGACUUCUCCCUGCCCGGCUUUGAGCAUGUGUACGGCAUCCCCGAGCACGCCGACAGCCUGAAGCUCAAAACCACAGAGGGGGGUGACCCGUACCGCUUGUACAACCUGGAUGUGUUCCAGUACGAGAUUGCCAACCCCAUGGCGCUGUACGGCUCGGUGCCGGUGAUGCUGGCCCACAACGCCCGCCGCACACUGGGGAUGUUCUGGCUCAACGCUGCCGAGACCUGGAUCGACAUCAGCUCCAACACCGCCGGCAAGACCUUGUUCGGGAAGAUGCUGGAUUACGUGCAGGGGGCGAACGAGAUCCCCCAGACGGACGUGCGGUGGAUGUCCGAGAGCGGGAUCAUCGACGUGUUCGUGAUGCUCGGACCCUCUCCCUUUGACGUCUUCAAGCAGUACACCUCGCUCACAGGCACGCAGGCCCUGCCGCCGCUCUUCGCCAUCGCCUACCACCAGUCGCGCUGGAACUACAACGAUGAGAGCGACGUGCAGGCGGUGGACGACGGCUUCGACCAGCACGACAUCCCCUACGACGUCAUCUGGCUGGACAUCGAGCACACCGACGGCAAGAGAUACUUCACCUGGGAUCCCAACAAGUUCCCCAACCCCAGGGACAUGCUGCAGAACCUGGCCUCCAAGAAGCGCAAGAUGGUCAGCAUCGUCGACCCACACAUCAAAAUCGACAGUGGUUACAAGAUCCACACAGCCCUGCAGUCUAAAAACCUCUACGUCAAGACCAAAGACGGCAGUGAUUACGAGGGCUGGUGUUGGCCAGGCUCCGCUGGUUACCCUGACUUCACCAACCCCGAGAUGCGCUCAUGGUGGGCCAGCAUGUUCGCCUACGAUCAGUACGAGGUCAGUCUGCCGCUCACCGUGUGUGGAGUACGCGCGUGUGGUAUGGGACGGGUGUUGCCGUGAAUCGCCACUUGACCA